Messenger RNA from Acipenser ruthenus (sterlet), 3015 nucleotides. Its product is annotated as BCLAF1 and THRAP3 family member 3-like. Bases 329 to 2449 code for a protein of 706 amino acids. Gene Ontology annotation, molecular function: DNA binding; transcription coregulator activity. Gene Ontology annotation, biological process: positive regulation of transcription by RNA polymerase II. The record is from RefSeq and is a predicted model, not a curated record. Lineage: Eukaryota; Metazoa; Chordata; Actinopteri; Acipenseriformes; Acipenseridae. Gene Ontology annotation, cellular component: mediator complex. The transcript is spliced from 10 exons.
AGGUGCACCAAUUACUUCCGGAAAUGUUUCUAUGUAUGUGAACUGUUUGGUGUGUAAGUUAGAGGUUUACUUUAAAAUGUAUGUGAAAUGACGUGUUUGGAAAUUAUUUUGGGUUUACAGGAUAUGUAGUAAACAUUAAAUCAUACGCGUCGAAUCUUGUGGUGUUUUACAUUUAUGCUUUGACUUUAACCCGUUACGUAAGAAGAUUAAUUACACGUGUGGUUCCGGUUGAUGAGUCUGUCUUGCCAGCUGCAACGCAAGCUACUCACUGUACUGAAUAUCUCAGACAAGUUUCAAAGAAAAACAAGCUUGGCACACAACAUAAAGGAUGUCAAGACCACGAUCUCGAUCACCGAGGCACAAGUACCGGUCAGUUUCAUCAUCUUAUGAAAGGAGUGAAGAACGACUCAACGACAGGCCUUUCGUCGACCGCAGCGAUGAUUUGGGGGAGUACAAGAAGGGCCCUGAAAAACAAGCAAGAUGGAGCGGACCGAAGGAUGAAGGCUAUGGACAGAACUCCUCAAGAAUGCCCCCCAACAAUUUCGCCUACAAAAAGAAAAUCAAUUUCAGACCUCCUAUCCUAGGUGGUAGGAAAACGAAUUCAGAAUCUUUCCGCGAUUCUCCCGGCCAACGGCAAAAUCCUUUUCCAGUAGACCUCCAAGGAUCCACCGCCCAACGAAGACGUACUUUCCCAGGAACUUUCCGUGGGCCCAUCACACAUAGGAGACCUCCAUCCCCAGUGCAUUUCCAUGGACCCACCACACACAGACCUCCAUCCCCAGAGCCUUUCCGUGGACCCACAACCCAAAGAAGAUACCCCUCUCCGGAACAAGAGAGGGUAAGGGGUCGCCCUGCUCCUCCUCCUGUGUACCCCUCUCCAGGACAAGAAAGAGACAGAGGCCGCCCCGCUCCUCCCAGGUACCCAGAAGAGGGGCCCCCGAGGGAGUAUGAGAGGAUACGCUUCCAGGAGCACAGACUGGCCAGGAGCAAGAGCCCAAGGAGAGAGAUCAAUAGAGGGAAGCCUUUCAGUCGCCCAGGACGGGGAGAAAACUGGCAGGAAGGGAAAGAUUUUGCACGGGAAGAGAGGUAUUCAGUCUCUCCUCCUCGAAGAGGCUUUGAAGAGUAUCACAGAAGGAGCCCCUAUGAAGAGAGGAACAGGAACCAAGCUGUUCAGCCUGGGUAUCCUGCGGAACGAGGUUUCAGAAAGCACAGCCGCUCGGCAGAAAGAGCUCGAGAUAUGGAACGCUACGAGGAACGGGAUCCGCGCAGGAGUCCCAAAUGGAAACAGGACCGCUCCUACGCUCCCUAUCCCAAAGAGGGACCCAGACAACACCCCAGGCAGGGGGCAGGUUGUCCAGUUGACAGAGGACACUACCAAGAGGACAAGCCACCAGCGUUGCAGAUGGCAUUUGAGUACAGCCACAAACAUUCAAGAGGGGUACUGCCACAAACUCACGAGAAGCCCGAAAGCAGAGAAAAGGAAAGCCAGGUGGUAACCUCCAAGAGUAAAGAGGAGAAUCUCUUCAGAGGAGGGAUGAAGACGAGACCGCUGUUUGACAGACGACCGAAGCCGGCCCCCUUGAAUCAUGCAAGCAACACGAAGAAGCUCUUCAAGAACCCUUCCAAGAUUGAGAAAGAUGAGGACCUUAGAUCCCCGAUUGCCAAGCAGAGAAGACCGAACAAACUGAGAAGCAAUUCAGAUUCUUCUCGGAUGCAGCCAGGAAAAUCCAUGGAAGACAGUAGCCUGAAAAGAGCAGAGUUCAAGCAAUCGGGUCCACAGAAGCCCUACAUACCAGACAACAGCAGAGGGGAGACGCUGACUAUCAAAGUGGACAUGAAGCGACCAAUGACCAAGUACAGCCUCACCUGCCAUUCCGAUAGGCAGCUGUCCCAGGAUUUGGUUGCUGUCGGCCAAAGAGGUUUGGCCUUCCAUCCCGCGGCGAAGCACUCUGGCUCUUCCGAACGAAUGGUCCGUAACUCCCAAACAGGUGAUUUUGCCCAGGAAAUCAUCACUUUAGUACACCAAGACUCUUACUUUAUGGGUGGAAAUGUAACUUUAAACGACCGCUUCUCAAAACUUCAGGACUCCCGUACUGUGAUUCCAGGUGGAGCGAGAUUUCAUCCGGGUCUAAAAAUUUCCAGACAAAUUGAUAUACCUCUGUCAGAGAUGAAGAAGUUAAAACCGAACAAGAAGACUGGACCUUCACAGCAGGUCAGCGUUCAUCCCAGAAGUUUAUCUAUAAAACCUCCCUUUGUUCGGAAGAGACCAUUCGAGGACAAGACUGAAAACGGCAAACCCAUAAAAAAGCCUUUCAAGGCUAACUUUCCACUCCAACCGCCGGUGCAGCAGAAACCUGUGUUUCUCAGGAGCAUACAGUCCAAGUACAGGAAUUUACAAAGCAUUCGCCAAAAGGGACCUACCUUCAGAGGCACCGGGUAUAGAAGAUGAAGAGAAACAGACUUCUUGAAGAUGAAAACAACACUACUGAAAGUCUGAAGGGGCCCCAGUAGCACAUUUCUGUGAAGGCGCAUUAAUGGAAAGAGGCUAUUUAACUUUGCUGUCUGGACUGUUAUUUGUUUUUUGUUUUAAUUGUAUUCAUGUUUUUGUUCUGUACUAUUACGGCCUGAAGGAUGUCUUUCCUCUUCUGAUCACAUUGUUUUAACGUCCACAUAAUGAAACGGCCAGCUUGCCUUCCCUCCAUUGUGGUGAUUUUUCAUUUUCCAGACCUCCCCACACUCUUGGGGGAGGCAGGGAGUGGGGGAGGCACUCAGAGGUGAUAUCAGUGUUAGCAAGAGUCUAUUGUAGUGUCGAUCCGAGCCAAAACAGAAUGUAAAUAAGAACAUUUAUACAGCAGUAAUGCUAAAAGAAACAGUGAUCAGGGAAGUCGAUAUUUCUUCAGAACAAAAAAAAGUUUAUCAUAUGUUUGAGAUUUUAUUUAGUAUGACUAAAUAUUUUAUGACCUGAGUGUUAUAGAUGAAAUAAGAACUGCCAAUAAAGAGAUUUCUUUACAAAAA